Messenger RNA from Oncorhynchus keta (chum salmon), 1302 nucleotides. RefSeq lists its product as uncharacterized. The record is from RefSeq and is a predicted model, not a curated record. NCBI's taxonomy places the organism in Eukaryota, Metazoa, Chordata, Actinopteri, Salmoniformes, Salmonidae. Gene Ontology annotation, molecular function: protein binding. The coding region runs from base 262 to 1017 and encodes 251 amino acids. The transcript has 7 exons. Gene Ontology annotation, biological process: regulation of apoptotic process.
AGCUAUGUUGGAAAAACACGUACAAGAGAUAGUCGAGGAGCAAAUCGGCUUCUCUUAUUCAUAUCCCACAGUCCGUCCUGUGUGUGUGUGAGGCAACGACUGAGAGACAGUGGCGAGAGAGAGCAACACGAUGACAACCCAGCAGCAGGAGGGUUAAGUGGGCAUUGUGUCAAGAAGCAGUGCGGCUUGUUUGGGUUGUGUUUCGGAGGACGCACGGCUCUCGAUCUUCGCCUUUCCUGAGUCUGUACAGGAGUUGCAGCGAUGAGACAAGACUGUAACUAUCAAAUGGAUACCAUGAAAUUGGGGAGAAGAAAAGGAGCCCAGUUUAUAGAUGAUCACAGGGCAGAGCUUAUUCAGAGGGUCAGUCCGGUAGAGCCCAUUGCAGAUGUCAUGCUCUCACAGGGACUGAUCCAUCCAGAGGUUAAUUCUAACAUCCUGGCUGCCAGAACCAGCCAGGACAAAAUGAGGACGCUAUACGGAGCCAUGUCCACUCAACCCCAGAAGGAGGCACUCUACAGCAUCCUGGUGAAGAACUAUUCUUGGGUCACUCAGGACGUCCAUAGAAUGAGGAUAUUGCCGCUGGGAAAAACUUGUGCUGGGAGGAGUGCAUCAGGAAACACAAUCCUUGUGGAAGGACUGAGACAGGAGAGAAUGGCAAUCAGCAUGGGCCACACAGAGGAGGAGAUGAACAAUACCAGAGUGCUGCAGCUGAAACAGAAUGUUGUCGAGCGAGGGCCAGAGAGACCAUCAAGGAAGUCAGCAAAAUUCCACGUUAGAGUGAAUGGACUGAGAGGGGAGAUAAUGGAAAUCGACGUGGGCCAAUCAGAGGAGGAGAUGAACAAUACCACAGUGCUGCAGCUGAAACAGAAAAUUGCCCAGAGACUUCCAGGCUGGGACAUAGAUACCCUGACGAUGAGAUACACAUGCAAGACUCUGGAAGACUCACGCCUGCUCUCCUGUUACGGAAUCCAGGACAAGUCUCUCAUUAAUCUAGUGCUUGAUAAAUAUAGAGAAUAGAGCAUCUUCACCAGUCACAUCAUCCCACAACACUACAGUGCACUCUAAAAAAUGCUGGGCUGUUUGGUUGACCCUGGGUUGCAGGUGUUGGGUCACUUAGAUGGGUUGUUUUCUUUAAAAACUGCUGGGUUAUUGAUGCUGGGUAGUUGGUGUAGGAGAUCCCUUAAACCAUAUGUAAGUCCCAUUUUUGGGAUACAAUAAGGUGAUAUACCUUAUUAUAAUAUCUAAUAAAUAAUGCAAUGUGUAAAAUGCAAAUAAAAUAAAGGACCAUUUUAAUUUGUGUUA